CUGACCAACAUCGCCCACAAAGAUGAGGUGGAGUGGAGGGCUCACUAUUUCAAAUCGUUUGUCAUGAGACCCCGGCCCAACAAUGAGGAGCAUUUCAAGGCUUUGAUAAAACAUGUCAGUGCCAAGAGAGAGGUCAGUGCAGAUCUGUUGCAUAAAACUUGAAGUAGAAGCACAAGAGAUAUAUGCUAAUUCGGUCAUAGUAAAAAUAGUUUUGAAUUAAAUGCAAUUUAUGGUGUGACGAUUAAAAAAUCGACUUAAAAAAUUAACUGCAAUACUUAUUUUGUAUUUAGGUUCAUUAUUUGAAAAAAAGCAACUAUAUAUUAUAUAAAACAAAAAGGGAAGUAAGCUCUCUCUCCCCCUCUCCAUCCCUCCCUCCCUUCCUGAGAAAUUCUAGUCAUCUAGUGCGUUACUAACCUAGAGCUGCUAGUGAACUAAGAAGGCUUAUUCACCACGCGAGUUACAUGAAUAGUAAUGAUUUGAUCUGCAGAUGCUUUAUUAUUUACCCCAACUCUAAAUUUAGUUAAAGAUAGCAAAGGUUGUGUAUCUCAAUACUGGAGAUCAAUUUGUUCUCAGAUGCCGACUGUCAAGUUACCAAAUGGCGUCUUCUUGUUUCUCAUGCCAAACUGCCUGCUGGCAUCACAACUAGGUAAGCAGCUGCUCAUAGAAUAAUGGAAAUACUUAUUACAAAUACUCAGUGGCUUUUGUAUCUAAAGUUAAUGAUGUUCUAGUCUAGCCUAGGGAGAAAUGUUUUGUUUAGCCACAUUCCCUGUUUAAUUGAGAUGGAAGAAAUUGAUGAAAAAAUUAAUAAAAACAAGAAAAAACAAAUUGAACUGUUGAAAUUCCAAAAGUCAUACGUCCAUUUAAUCUAAAAAUGUUCCAUAAGAUUUAAAACUACAUGAUAUUAAAAAAAAUUGUCUAAUACAGGUCUGGUGAGAAGAGAUGACGACUCACCUGUCUUACAUUGUGUUCUCAUGUCAAAUUUUUCAACAAAUGAAGCUCAG
This is a messenger RNA of Lymnaea stagnalis (great pond snail), 1001 nucleotides long. Lineage: Eukaryota; Metazoa; Mollusca; Gastropoda; Lymnaeidae. The record is from the annotation of a GenBank genome assembly.